CUACUUGUGGUGCUGCUACUGCUCGUAGUGGUACUGCUAGUGGUGGUCGUUGUAGUAGUGCUACUUGUGGUACUGCUAGUGGUAGUCGUGGUGGUAGUACUACUUGUGGUACUGCUGGUACUUGUUGUAGUACUUGUCGUGGUAGUAGUAGUAGUAGUGCUACUUGUAGUACUGGUAGUGGUACUCGUAGUACUGCUACUGCUUGUAGUACUACUGGUGGUAGUAGUAGUAGUGCUAGUAGUGGUACUGCUGCUGCUGCUCGUAGUAGUAGUAGUUGUAGUGGUGGUGGUCGGUAUUGCUGA
Molecule: messenger RNA, 302 nt
Organism: Adineta steineri
Lineage: Eukaryota; Metazoa; Rotifera; Eurotatoria; Adinetida; Adinetidae
Source: the annotation of a GenBank genome assembly